Knipowitschia caucasica is the source of this 438-nucleotide messenger RNA. Lineage: Eukaryota; Metazoa; Chordata; Actinopteri; Gobiiformes; Gobiidae. The record is from the annotation of a GenBank genome assembly.
AUGGCCACGAAGGAUAUCAGCGGCGAUGAGGACUUCAAGAUGUACUUUUAUGAAAACCGAGUGAAGACGUUUGAAGGAUGGCCUUUCGACGAAGACUGCGCGUGCACUCCCGAGAAUAUGGCAAAAGCUGGCUUCAUCCACACUCCUUCAGAAAACAGCCCAGACAUUGCAAUGUGCUUCUUUUGCCUCAAAGAACUGGAGGGAUGGGAGCCAGAGGAUGUCCCAGAAAAGGAACACAAAUCUCAUUCCCCUUCCUGCCACUUCAUCGCCUUGAAGAAGAAAAUGGAAGAACUCACAUUAGAGGAAUUUUUCAAACUCCAGAAGGAGAGACGGAAGAAUAUCAUUUCCAAAACCUGGAAUGAAGCCAUCAACAAGUUUGAGGAGGCUUCCAAAAAGAGGAGAGCAGACAUCCUGAAGACCGCUAUGGGGGAAGAGUGA